AUUGGACUUUUCGGCAAGAUUGAUAAUAAUAUCUUAUUUGUCUUGACUUUUUGGUUUUAUUUCGGUAAAAAUCGCCAUGUUACGUUUUUAAGGGCUCCUGCAGGUGUACCGAAAGAAACUAGCUUUAAAUAAUCUGUAUAUCGAUACAUCGACCACUUAUAUUUUAUUUCGAUGCAUUAAGAUACAUCGAUAUUUUCAUUGAUGUUUUCACGGCAUUCCUAGAAGACAGAAUAUUUAGAAAUAAAAUAACGGAGUUUGUGUACAUUAUUGUUAUAACUGCUAUUCACAUUAUUUUGUGGAAAUAAUUAGGUUGCCAAAGGGUGUAAUGUGUACCACUGAUACCACAAUGAAAGAAUGGGAGCGUUGGUGUCGUCUCUGCGCGAAACAUGAUGGUUGUUACUUUGAUAUAUUUCUUGAGCAGUACCCACAGUCUCUGGGCUCGGAUGUAAAUCUUCAUUCGAUUAUAGAGGAAUUCUUCCAUAUUAAGAUAAAGCCUAGAGAUGGACUCCCAAUAUCACUGUGUACUGAUUGUUGUUCUGCAAUAGCAUCUUUGGAAAAAUAUGCGGAACAUAUAAAAAAAGUUCAAAAAAUGUACAAAGAUUUAAAAAUUACAUCUGAGUUCGCCGAUAUAAACCUCAAAGAUUUAUAUCAAAAAUACGGUUUAUUCAAAUGUGAGUCAAAUCUGCCCCAGUCAACAACAUCUGCAAUCGAACAAAUAUUUGUUCCUGUAAACCCAAAUACAGUCGUUAAAGUUGAGGAAAUGGAAGUAACCGAGUCAAAGGAAGUAAAACACGAAACUGAAAUCGAUGUGGAUUUCCACGAUCCUUUCGCAAACAAUAACCAGAAUGUGGAGGAGAGCACUCAUAUAAGUGAAGAUAGUGAAAGCAGUAACGGUAAAACUUACUCUGACUCUGACGAUUUUGUACAACAAAAAUUGGAAUAUAUUAAAAAUGUCAACGAAGGCGAAGAGGGAGGCAGUUAUUCUUGUAAUAUCUGUCAACUGAGUUUUAUGCAAAGUAGAAAGUAUAUGUAUCACAUGAAAAGUAAUCACGGCACAGAAACUCCUUUCUGGAAUUGCUUGCACUGUAGUAGUUCUUUCAAAUAUAAAAGGGAGCUGGAACGUCAUACAAGGAAAAUUCACGCACCGAGUGUUUAUCCAUGCCCACAUUGUGAUCGAAAAUUUAAAAGAGCCAAAGAUGCUGAAAAUCACAUUAAAGCUGAGCACGAAGGUGCAUAUUCCCUAAUUUGUGAAGAAUGCGGUGAAAGUGUGCGUACAAAACAGAAACUUUUCGAACAUAUGGCCAUACACACAGGCCGUGGGGCCUAUGAAUGCGAAGUGUGUGGCAGACAUUUUUUGCAAAAACAAGCCUUAAAGAGGCAUUCAGAAAUCCAUGGAGAUACACAUAUUUGUGGGGAAUGUCUUUUAGAGUUCAAAACAUCCAAAGCACUUAAGAGGCACAUGAAAGUGCAUUCCGAUGAAAUGCCAUACAAAUGCAAUUAUUGCGGCCGCAGAUUUAAGCGUGCAAAAAAUUUGAAGUAUCAUCUUAUUACGCAUACUGGCCUCAAACCCUAUUCGUGUGACUUCUGUGAUAAAACAUUUUCAACUGGAUCAAGUUGUCGUUAUCACAAAAAACAUUUACAUCCAAAGGAACUGGCCGAACAAGAAGCGGCGGGCGUAAAAACGUAUACAAAAAAUAUACCCACAUUGAAUGUGUUAAGAGCGAUAACGCAAGUUGCUGGAAAAAUGGAAAAAGGUGAUGGUUGUAUAGGCGAUAAGAGAAUCAAAGUUCCAAAACUAGAUGCUGAGUUACCUGAUGGCUAAAAUGCAUAAUAAAAUUAAGUUAGAAGUAUAAGUACCCAACUGUAGAUUUUAUAAUAAUUUGAUAAUUAAGUAUGUAUAGAUAUAGUCCACAUUUUCACUUCAUCAAAGCAACUUAAGAUAUCGUAUAGACAAUUAAAUAAUUUGGAGUCGAAAAGGCGCAUAACUAACGAGCUAGUCGUAUUUUGAAGUACUGUAUGUUUGAACAGUAGGCACGCAUAUUUCUUUUAUUAACGAUGCAAACAUUGUAACUAUGUACACAAAUUGUGUUAUAGAAAGAGCAAAUGAAAUAUAAGUCUUCUAUUAAAACACAAAAACAUCUUGGUUUUAUGUGUUUGUGUGAACAAAUUAUGUACAUAUGUAUAUUUUAAAGUGAAUAAUCAAUGUUUCAGAUUUGCACAAUUCGAGUAAGCUAGAUUACUUUGCCGACCAAAAUCUCUGGUUUUAUGACUUUCCAAAGAAGCAGUGUUAGCUUUGGAACAAAAAAAUUGAUUGUUACAAUGUUUCUCAUUCACUUAACUUUUGUUGU
This is a messenger RNA of Anastrepha ludens (Mexican fruit fly), 2348 nucleotides long. RefSeq names its product zinc finger protein OZF-like. Gene Ontology annotation, molecular function: zinc ion binding. NCBI's taxonomy places the organism in Eukaryota, Metazoa, Arthropoda, Insecta, Diptera, Tephritidae. The coding region runs from base 326 to 1822 and encodes 498 amino acids. The record is from RefSeq and is a predicted model, not a curated record. Gene Ontology annotation, cellular component: nucleus. The transcript is spliced from 4 exons.